GUUUUCUCUUUCCUCUCAGGGUUUCCAGUAAAGAGAUACUGCACGGUACCUCCCAGCUGUACAAAGUCAUGAAGACAUUUCAUGUGAUUCAUAUCUGCUGUGAGGCGCACUUCGUCCAGCAGGGUCAGACGGGCGACAUUUGUCAACACAAAACAGACGUUUGGCUUCAUUCGGCUCUCCUCGCGGGUUGAACUAUGGCUGAUGUUUAUCGACACCCCGUUUUCUUCGAGUGCCCCGGUCUCCUCAAAGAGCAGGAGAAGAGGAUAGAAACGUAUUUCCGUGUUCACCGCAGAUCAGGCGGAGGAGACUGCGCGCUGAGGAGGGACAACGAUCGGAUCUACAGCAUUGCGUUCAAAUACCCAAAAGAUCAGCAGGCGGUGCUGCAGAGAUCUGAGCAUGUUGUGGACGGUCUGGUGUUAACUGUCCGAGGCAGCCGGGAACCUCUCUCCUCCCAGGAUUUCACCGCUCCAGUACAGAGCCCACAAUGCAUUCCUGACUCAACACCUUCAACAAGUGGCGAAGAAUAUGAACUACGACUUGAUUGUCACCUCCUGCGUUAUCUAAAGGAGUGCCCCAAGGCUGUGAAAGAACUAGAGGAAGCACUCAGCUCUGUGGCCUGCUCUGCCCAGCUGUACCCAGAGGAGGGGAGGGUUUUAGUUAGCCGGUUAGCUCAAGCUGGUGCUGCAGUUAGAAAUUGGAAAGCCGAGGUAGACAAACUCUUUGAUGGCUAUAUGUGCCACUGUGAGGUGGACCCUCACAAAGGUAAAGCUUUAAUUAAGUCCUGCAGUUCGACCACAGAUGGGGUGAAGGUGUACAGCGAGGAUGGGAUGGCCAUUGUGGUUGGGGAGCGUUCUCAAGUGAAGGCCAUGUUGAUGGCUGUAGAGGACUCGCAUGUUAAACGACGGUCAGGUUCCAGUGAGAAGCAAAAAAGCAUUCGUCGACUGGGCGAGGCCAAGCUCCGCCUCCUCUGGAAAGAGAUGGAGCCCAGUUUGCGACAAGAUUUUCCAGAAGUGAAGGUCACGCAGGGAGCUGCAGGUCAGUUAGUUUUGGAAGGUUCUGUGGAGGAGAUUCUUAAGGAUGGAGAUUCUAUCUCUGAGCAGGAGAAUCUUGUGUUCGAAAGGACCGUUUCUGACAUGAGCCCACAUCUUUUGGCCUUCUUGAGAAAGGCAUACGGCGGUGCAGGGGUGCUGGGGGACUUUUUAGGGGUUGGUGGCAAGGUGGAAAUAGAGUUACGAGACACGGAGGUACGUUUCUUAUCUCUUUCCACUGAUGAUCUUGAUGAAACUGUAAAGGCACUGCAAGGUGAGCUCAAGGAAGUCAAGAUUGAUGUUCCUAACUACUCUUCUGUGCCAUCUGAUCUUUGUGAAAAUCUAAAGUCCAAGAGAAAUAAGAUGAACCAAGGGCAAUACAGGGCUCAGGUUGUGUUUGGCCCAGACAGCACGGUGUCCCUACUGGGCCACACCAAAGAGGUCGAAGAGCUGAGGGAAGUUGUCAUACAGUUUUUGGACGAGUCAAGUGUUCAAAGCAUAGUCUAUCUGCCUUACACAGAGUUAGCACAACAGUUGCCAGAAUUGCUGCAGCGGCAUGGUUUUGACUAUUCAGGGGUUACCUUCCAUCCCAUAACAUCUUCCUCCACACCCACAGUGGUGCUGAAAGGUCCAUCUGGAAAAGUGAAUGAGGUCAGAAACUGGCUAGGUCUAUUUCUGGACUCACUUCUUGGGGAUAGAGUCACCACUGACCAGUUAGGGACAGUAAGACAUUCCAAAAGUCCCACUGGGAAAGAUGAAUUCCUAAAUGUUGCGCGUGAUCUUGCGCCCUUAAGUUUGAGUGAAGUAAACACAACAGUUGCUAGCUACAGCCAACCAUGUGACCGGCCUCUCCAAGGGAUAAGUAGCGGAAACGCUGCACCAAGUGAUCCGGGGUUCCAAAGAGGAGCCACUGGUGGAGCUCCUGUCCAUGUAGAGAUCAUUCAGGAAACCCUGGAGACCCAGCAGGUGGAUGCCCUGGUUUCACCCAUGGUUGGCCAUGAUCCUCUCUCCACCUGUGUUGGAAACACUUUGUGUGAAAUGGUUGGAUCCCAGCUGACUGCAGGCUUUAGAAAGGAAGCAGGAGAAGGAACUAUGCCUGGUGAUGCAGUCCUGGUGGAGGUCUUCUCCGCACUUCCAUCUAAUGCAGUGUUCUUCCUCAGCCUCAUUCCCUGGGAUGAAGACCCAGAUGGAACUGCAGUUCAGGUUCUGAAACUGGCCUUCAGUAACAUCCUAACUACCUGUGAGAAAAGAGGGUUUGGAUCAGUUGCUCUCCCUCUACUCGGUGCUGGGAAUGCCCUGCAGUUUCCCGAGAGCGUGGUUGUCAGGGUUCUACAGGAGGAAGUUCUUGCGUUUCAACAGAACCAAGCCAGCAGAACACCGUUCCUGGUCCGCAUCGUCAUCCCCCCCACUGACGAAGAGUCCAGCGAGGCCUUCAGGUAUGUCCAGGAAGCUUUCCAAGCCAAAAUAUUCCAACCAGACCAAGUGUCAACUACAAGGAGGAUCGUCCUGCUGGGAAAAACCGGAUCUGGGAAAAGCAACCUAGCUAACACCAUAUUUGGAGAGAAAUUGUUCAAAACAGACCAGUCUCCCAACUCUGGAACAAGUGAAUGUCAAGCUGAAACCAAAUCUGUCAAUGGAAGAAGCUUCACUCUGAUCGACACUCCUGGUUUCUUUGAUACAGGCAGGCCUGAGGAGAAGAUGAAGGCUGAGAUAGUGAAGUGCAUCACAGAGUGCGCUCCUGGGCCUCAUGCUUUUCUCAUUGUGCUGAAAGUGGAGAAAUUCACAGAGCACGAGCAGGCUGUCACCAAUAAAAUAUGCCAAUAUUUCUCUGAAGAUGUUUUGAAAUAUGCUGUGAUCGUCUUCACACAUGGCGACGGGCUGCCUAAAGGGAUGAAAAUUGAGGAGUUUGUGAGUCAGAAUGAGAAUCUGAGCGAUCUGGUGAAGAAGUGCGGCGGCCGGUGCCACGUCGUUGAUAAUAAGCACUGGAAGAACAACCUGCAGAAUAGCUACAGGAGCAACCCGGUCCGGGUGGAGGACCUGCUCAACACAAUAGACAAGAUGGUGAUGGAAAACAACGGAGGCCACUACACCAACGAGGUGUUUCAAGAAGUGGAGAAAGAAAUACAGAUAGAGGAAGAGCACAUAAAGCAAAACACGUCGUCGGGAAACGUGCCACAGGAAGAGAUCAGAAAACAGGCAAAAACCAGAGUGUCUGACAGGGUCUUGAUCCAACUGGCAGGCACAGCAACCGGAGUGGUGUUAGGAGCUUUGUGUGGCUUGACAGCGAUGGUUGGACUAGUCAUCAUGGCUCUGCAGAACUGUGCAGGGUUGAUGAAACUUGUGAAAAUGGCUCCAGCAACAGCGGCGGCAGCAGCAGCAGCAGCAGGAGGAGGAGAAGUAGCAGGACUGGCAGUCGCUGGAGUGUCGUUGGGCGUGGCCGCUGCAAUAGGAGGAGUAAUAGGGGGUAUUAUUGGACAAGAGGCAGCUGAGAAAGCAGAAACACCAAGGGAGGCAGUCGAAAUUGUAAAAAAUGCUGUCAUAAACAGAGGGAAAGCUGCUUUUAAUUGGCAAUGAUUACAUUCCAUUCAUCUGGAGUUGUGUUUUCUGGCCACCUCGCGAAUGUUUGUCCAACGUUCACUCCAUUUAUCUCUGCUUUUGUCUCAACCAUUCCGGGGGGGAGGGGGUAUCUGUCUCUCUAGCUGCUGAAGGCUCCGUAAAGAGCCGGGGGGGGGGGGACUCCAGGGUCACGUGACAUUUCUUUGUGGGUUUGACACUACAAGCAGACAAUUAAUCCCUUGUUAGUACAACAAAAAUUGAUUAUUGCAGCUUUAACUGAAGUGGAAAAGAUGUUUGGGGCUGAUAACCACAGCAUAAUCAAAACAAGUUAAGCAGUGAUUCUGAAAAAGGUGGAGGGAAAUGUUCAUUGUAAAGAGUCAAAACUCUGUGAAUUAUCUAAAAAUCAUUCUAAUAUAGGAACAGUGGGCUGAUGCCAUCUUUAUAUAUCGGUAAUGUGUGGAAUACAUGAGUAUAUAAAUGAUUAAAGCAAUUGACGAUGUUGAAUUAUCUGACAGUGGUGGUUUGAAUGUGGACUCUCUUUUACCUGUUGGAUUAUAAAUAACUAUAUACCACUGACCUGUUUCUCUUUAUUAUGCCAUUAUUUGUUAGAAAUCUGUUUUUCAACAAUAAAAGCACUGAUUGCGAACACGUUUUCCUAUUUGUCCAUUUCUUAUUACAAUGUGAGUGAAAGUCUGUGUAGUUUACCCUGCACCUACAAACUCAGGUCAACAGGGAGCUCCCUAAAGCAAGACAAACGCUUCGUUUAUUCGUUCCCAUCCUGCAAAAACGAGGCACAAAGUGCAAACGCAAUGGGUGGUGUUGUAAUGUAAAAGCUUUUCUUUAAGCCUUGAAAUAUUUUGCAUUAAUAUAAUAUUAUAAUUUACAUUUGCCUCUAGGUUUCAUAUUUUCCUAGAUGUUCUCAUAACAACUGUCAGGCCUGAAAAGCAUCCAACCUCCACAGACUUGUUCUUAUUGUGUAUAAAUUGCUGUC
Messenger RNA from Anarrhichthys ocellatus (wolf-eel), 4575 nucleotides. RefSeq lists its product as uncharacterized. The record is from RefSeq and is a predicted model, not a curated record. Bases 195 to 3602 code for a protein of 1135 amino acids. Gene Ontology annotation, molecular function: GTP binding. The transcript has 7 exons. Lineage: Eukaryota; Metazoa; Chordata; Actinopteri; Perciformes; Anarhichadidae.